UGACAAUUUUUUUACAGGUUAAAAUAAAUAAAAAAAAACCUACUACUAUUGUAGCAGUUCAUCAGCGACUCAAUAAUUAUAAAAUUAUUAACAUGUAAUUUACGUUACUUUUUAGGGCAAAACUGACCUAUCUAGUUUAUAUACUUUAAUUCUUUAAUUUUAAUAGUCAUUGUGAUCGUGUAUGUCACAUGAAACGAUUAUCAGGACAUGCAGAUAUACAUAUGCAUGACAUAUUAUUCAUGUGUGACAUAUUAGUGAAUCCUGCACGAACAACAUUGAUUUAUGGCUAAAAGGGAUGUAAAAAAGGCAUGGAAGCCAAAAAUGAAACUGAAAUCGGAUCUGAGAUGCAGCAAAGAUUUGAAGUUUCUUCACUUAAAUUAACGUACAUGAAACGUACAAGCAUCUUUCUCAAGUUAUAUUGGCGAAUCAUUUUUGCUAUCUGUUGGGCUAUACUUUUGUUACCUUUCAUCGUAAUAUAUGAUUAUUCGGAAGUCAGAUGUGCCUAUAUUGUAUUGCUAGUAGCCGGAUACUGGGUGACAGAAAGUCUACCAAUAGGAAUCACGUCAUUAAUACCUGUAGUCUUGUUUCCGUUAUUCGGUAUUCUUAGUACUCAGGAGACAUGCGCUUGCUACAUGAAUGAUACUAUCAUGGUCUUUAUUGGUGGUUUGAUACUUGCUAUUGCAAUUGAGCAUUGCAACCUUCAUCUACGAAUUGCUUUGUUCGUGAUGAAGACACUUGGAUGCAGCCACGCGAAGCUGCUUGGUGGCCUUUGCACUGUAACCACUUUCAUAUCUAUGUGGAUCUCAAAUGCAGCAGCCGCCGCAAUGAUGGUACCCAUCGUUUUCGCUGUACUUCGCGAAUUGGAGAGGCAAGGACUUGGAAAAGUAUUCGAUAUAAAACAGGAUCCAGAGAAUCCAGAAGCUGAGCCGGAUAUAACACCGACAAAAUUAACAAAGGCUUAUCUAUUUGCGGCGGCGUAUUCCGCGACUUUUGGCGGCACCGGAGCGCUCGUAGGUACGCCGACGAAUCUUGCCUUUAAGGGCAUCUACGAAUAUAAUUUCCCUACUGCUGACCCAAUUACUUUUGGCGACUGGAUGGUUGCCUCGAUUCCGCAGAUGGCCACAAACUCUCUUAUACUGUGGUUGUACCUGCGAAUCGCUUUUUUGGGAUAUUUAAGGCCGCGUAGCAAAGAUGCUGAAAUGGCGAGAAUCGGUGCAGAAGGCGAGGCCAUCGCAAAUCAAGUGAUAAGUCAAAAUCUUAAAAAUCUAGGACCUAUGACGUUUCACGAGAUCUCCGUUGCAAUACUUUUUACGGGAUGUAUAUUUUUAUGGGUGUUUAGAGCUCCUGGAUUCGUUCGCGGAUGGUCGGAAAUUCUAACGAAUGUAAUGUUAGCGGAUUCGAUGCCCGUAGUCUUUGUAUGCCUGCUAAUGUUUUUCAUCCCAAAAGAGCCGGUCUUUAUACGCUUCUUCAGCAAGGACUCGUCUAGACGACCGACCAGAUCAUCCGAGGGUCUGAUUACUUGGCAGAUCAUUCAGACAAAGAUGCCGUGGAGAUUGGUAUUUCUAUUAGGCAGCGGUUUCGCUGUUUCAAAAGGCAGCAGUGUCUCAGGACUUGCCAUGAAAGUAGGACUAGCUUUGGUACCUCUAAAGGAAUUGCCUCCUGUGCUGAUGAUGGCCGUUGUUCUUUUUCUUGUUAAUACUCUGACAGAGUUUACUUCAAACGUCGGUACAGCUAAUAUAAUUCUGCCUGUUGUUGCUCAUAUGUGUGUAGCAAUGAAGAUACAUCCGUUAUAUCUGAUGAUGCCAGUGACUCUGAUGUGUUCGUAUGCAUUCAGAAUGCCGGUUGCUACGCCGCCAAAUGCAAUUAUAACCGUCGCGGGUCAUUUACAAACUCGGGUACUAAUAGCAGUUGGAUGUUUCCCCGCAAUGUACACUUUAAUAGUGCAAGUUAUCCUAUUCCCUACUUGGGGAGCCUUCAUUUAUGGUAUCGGGGAGUUUCCAGCUUGGGCCGAGCAACUUGUUCGAAAAUCAUAAUCUAGUCGUGGUGUUAAUAUUUUUACUUAUUGUCCAUGAUAGUAACUAUAAUUGUGAAAUAUAUUCUCAUUUAUCG
Molecule: messenger RNA, 2109 nt
Organism: Wasmannia auropunctata (little fire ant)
Lineage: Eukaryota; Metazoa; Arthropoda; Insecta; Hymenoptera; Formicidae
Product: protein I'm not dead yet-like
Exons: 10
Coding region: 309-2033 (574 amino acids)
Biological process (GO): monoatomic anion transmembrane transport; citrate transport
Cellular component (GO): membrane
Molecular function (GO): citrate transmembrane transporter activity; succinate transmembrane transporter activity
Source: RefSeq, a predicted model, not a curated record